AUGUUGGCCCCCAAGCAGUAUUCUGCACCUUUGAGUGUUCCGUCGUCCCAGACCCCAACUGCAUAUCAUGCGAACCCGUUACAGAGACCCGCGACAGCCACAAGAGCUCAGGAUGGAAUGGGAUUCGCCAGCCCGACGAAAUCGGAGCUUUCGGAGGGGCAGGACGAUCUGGCAUCAGUCCGCACCUGGGAUGAGAAACGUGUUGUCGCCUGGCUUCACAGCAUCAAAUGUGGGCAAUAUGAGUCGUUAUUCAAAGCCAACAAUUUCAAUGGGGACAACCUGCUCGAAUGUGACCAAAAGAUCCUACAGGAAAUGGGCAUUAAGAAGGUGGGCGACCGAGUGCGCAUCUUUGUCGCCAUCAAGCAACUCAGAACCAAGUCUGGGACCUCGUCAAGACAGAAGAAUAUGGAUACCCUAGCCGCCCUCGAAGCCACCGCGCUCUCUAAUUCCUCCCGCUAUUCUCAUUCCCGCCUACCGUACCGACGCACAUCUCAGCUGGCUGAUGAUUAUCUGAACAGUAAAACGCUGUCUCAGCCUGCGUCGCCACCCGCCGGUGACUCUGAAAGGGGUCCAUGGCGCAAGGAUUACCUGAACCAUCCAUCUUCGGGUGGCUCAAGCUCUGGUCGAAACACCGGCACUCCGAACGAAGGCAGAAGCUCCCAUCCUCGGAACCCCAGUCUUGACGGCCUCACCAUGGGCCCUCUUCCGCCAAGCUCCCCUGUCAUCCGCGUCAUAUAUACCGGUGGACAAACCAAGGUGUUGGAUAUCCGCAAUUGCAAAACACCCGACGAAGUCAUCCUGUGUGUGUUGAAGAAGCUGCAGCUUCCGGAGCACCAGUACAGAAAUUAUUGUUUCUAUGUUCUAGACGGGUUAGAUCCAGAUCUGUCUAAUUGCAGGAAACUCACUGAACCCGAGCUCAUGGAGAUUUGUGACGGGUUCAACAAGUCCGAACGAGGCCGCUUGAUUCUACGAAAGAUUCAUGCCGGCGAGCCAGAUAUGGACGAGCUUCGACGUGCCUCUCAGCUGGCAUACGAUGAAAGUCAGGCCACUCAUCAUAACGCUCUCAGCAAUUCGAAUCAGCGCCAGAAACACAAGAUCCAGCAACUUACCGGCGAAUCUUGGCAUAACAUUAAGCAACCACUCUCUCCAUUAGGUCCCCGACAUCGUCCUUCCAAUUCUAGUCUGGAAGACCAGGGCCCUAACGGUGAACGGAACCCCGUGGCUAAGCUUCGCUCUUUCUUCGGACAGAGACCUCCAAGUGAGAUGAUUAUUCACGAGCUACAGUCAUUCUUCCCCAGUCAUGACCGAGAAAACAUCGAAAAGACCAUGCGCAGAUCUCAACGUUUGAGCCGUGCCGCAAGUCGCAUGAGUGUUGUAAGCAACUACAGUGUUGCUUCAAGUAUGAAGGAUGCUCCUCCUCUACCACCAUUGCCUCCGAUCCCACCAAUCCCCAGCAUUGCAGAUACAUGGCUUCAGGGCCCAGGGGCAGCACAGGCAGUACGUGCUCCGCGGCCUAUAUCAGUCUCAAAGUUCAACCUACCACAAACCUCAUAUCGGGACUCCAUUGCGUCUAGCUCUCUUCAGCCUCUCCAGGAAGAGUCGCCCAUUGAGCCGAACCGCAAGUCAUACGUCUCAUUCGAGAGUGGCUCUGAUGAGCCGCCCAACACCUCGCGCCAGAGCCUCUUUGAUGAGAGUCUCAGCGUCGCUGCUACCGAUGGCGGUUCGUUGAAUGAUCGGAUGAGUGUCAUUGUAGCCGAGGAUGGCGAAGAAGAGGAUGAUGGCCUCGCUGACUUCUUGGCUGGAAAUAACUUCGCACCCAAGAACUGGAUGAAGGGAUCGUUGAUUGGUGAAGGUUCCUUCGGAAGCGUCUUCUUGGCUCUACACGCCAUCACCGGAGAACUUAUGGCCGUCAAGCAGGUCGAGAUCCCAUCUGCUACUAAGGGCACAGAAUUCGAUCAACGGAAGAACCUCAUGGUCACUGCCCUCAAGCACGAAAUCGAGCUUUUGCAAGGAAUGUCCCAUCCGAACAUUGUGCAAUAUCUCGGUACCGUUGCCGAUGAUCAAUACCUGAACAUUUUCCUGGAGUAUGUUCCUGGAGGUUCUAUUGCUACCAUGCUGAAGCAAUAUAACACCUUCCAAGAACCCCUCGUCAAGAACUUCGUCCGUCAGAUCUUGGCCGGUCUCUCAUACCUCCACAGCCGGGACAUCAUCCACCGUGAUAUCAAGGGUGCCAACAUCCUCGUCGACAACAAGGGCGGUGUCAAAAUUUCCGAUUUUGGUAUCUCCAAGCGUGUCGAAGCAUCCCACCUCCUUGGUGCCCGCGCCAGUGGCGGCGGCGCAGGCAGCCAUAUCCACCGCACGUCCCUACAGGGAAGUGUAUACUGGAUGGCACCCGAAGUCGUGCGGCAGACUGCCCACACCAAGAAAGCCGAUAUCUGGAGUUUGGGCUGUCUCGUAGUCGAGAUGUUCAUUGGCGCUCACCCCUUCCCAGACUGCAGUCAACUGCAGGCUAUCUUUGCUAUCGGUAGCAACAAGGCUCGUCCUCCUGCUCCGGAUCACGUCAGUCAGGAGGCUGUGGACUUCCUUGACAUGACUUUCCAUUUGGAUUAUGAGAAGCGGCCUAGCGCUGAUGAGCUACUUCAAUGCGAGUUCUUGUCUGCGCCUAUUCCAUGA
Molecule: messenger RNA, 2673 nt
Organism: Penicillium arizonense
Lineage: Eukaryota; Fungi; Ascomycota; Eurotiomycetes; Eurotiales; Aspergillaceae
Product: STE11 family mitogen-activated protein kinase kinase kinase
Exons: 4
Coding region: 1-2673 (890 amino acids)
Biological process (GO): protein phosphorylation
Molecular function (GO): protein kinase activity; ATP binding; protein binding
Source: RefSeq, a predicted model, not a curated record